Molecule: messenger RNA, 1494 nt
Organism: Adineta steineri
Lineage: Eukaryota; Metazoa; Rotifera; Eurotatoria; Adinetida; Adinetidae
Source: the annotation of a GenBank genome assembly
AUGUUUAUUAAAAGUAACUUUGAAUCAUUACCAAAUGAAUUAUUUAUCGAAUGUUUUCAAUACCUUAAUGCAUCGGAUAUUUUUCGUUCAUUUGAUCAAUUAAAUUCUCGUUUUCAUUUACUUAUUCGAAAUUGUCCAUUAUACGUUAAUUUUCAUGAAUUUAAAAAACUCAACUUCAACGAAUUUUGUCAAGUAAUUUCAUCAAAUCCAGAAUUGAAACAAAAUAUUAUUUCUUUACAAUUAUCGAAUGAUAAAACAUAUGGACAAAUUCGAUCAUUUCUUUCAUUAUUUUCAUUAAAUGAAUUUCUUAAUCUUCGAUCAUUAUCUUUAAUUGGUAUUCAAAAUUAUUGUUGUCAACAAUUAUUACAUGCAUUACCAUUUUUAUCUAAUUUACAUCAACUUUCUUGUACUCCAACAAGAGGAGAUUUUCCGGAUAUAUCACCUGCUUUACUACAAUCAAACAUACGAAUACUAACAAUACCAAGUGUUUAUUUAUGCUCCACAUUUACUGAUAAUAUAACGAUGACAAUUAUAUCGUUAACCAUUCAUCAUUGUAGUGCAUUUGAUUUAUGUAAAUUAUUGAAAUACACAACAGUAUUAAAAUAUUUGAAAAUUAAACAAUUAUAUGAUUAUCAAUCAAAUGAUAUAGUUCCGAAUAACACUAAAAAUGCUUGUCAUUUAAAACAAUUCAUCAUCAAGUAUGCUAAUGUUACAUUUGAAAGUCUUAAAUUAAUACUUCAAUGUCUACCAAGUUUGGAAAUCUUUUCAAUAUAUUCACAAGAUAAUAUUGAAAUGAUUGAUGCUAAUCGAUGGCAAAAUUUGAUUGAGAUUUAUUUACCAGUCUUAACAGUAUUCAAGUUUUGUUUUGGUGAGUUUUCUGUUUAUUCAUAUGAAGAAAAACUGAUUAAAAUUACACAAUUUCAAAGUGAUUUUUGGCAUCAAAAACAUCAAUGGUAUAUCGAUUUUAAAAUUGAUUACUUUUCAUUAAUUGUUUAUACACUUCCAUACGUACAUAAUGAUUAUACGUUAACAACUGCUGAUCAUGCAUCUGAUAAUUCAAAGCAGUUUGAUAACCUAGAUGAAUUUGAUAGUUCAGAUCGAUUUGACAGUUCCGAUCGAUUCGAUAAUGUCAAUGAACUAUCUAUAUGGACAAGAAUGAUUCGUAGUGAUUCAUCUUUUUAUUUCAAAAAUGUCAAAACGUUACGAUUAACAAGUGGAAUUGAGGGUGAAGGUGAAACAGACGAGUAUGAACUACAAACAUAUGAUCUUCAGUUUCUUGAUAUGAUUGUUAAUUUAUCAAAUAUCCAGCAUUUAAUAAUUGCUGAAGAAUGUUACAUGUCAUCAUCAGAAGUAUUAUUAAAUAUAUUAGAACAAUUACCAGUUGUAUCAUCGUUAACUAUUCGUAGACUUCAGUUGAUUCCAUAUCUCGAUAAUUAUCAAUUAUGCAAAUGGUUAAAUGAAAAAAUUAAAACAUUGGAUAUUUCUUCGAGAUGA